GCCUCACUUUCUCUGUUGUUCCUGCUCCUGCGGCUGCAACAAAAUUUCUCAGCUCUGCUCCUGGCAGAGAUACAAAGAACAAGAGAGGGAAAGACGAUGGCAGCGACGAUGAGAGGCCAGAGGAUGCGGGCGGCGCCGUUCCCGGCAGCGGAGAAGAAGAACAAGCUCCGGAAGCCUUACACGAUCACGCGGCCGCGGGAGAGGUGGACCGACGAGGAGCACGAGCGUUUCCUCCACGCCCUCUACCUGUUCGGUCGCGACUGGAAGAUGAUCGAGGCGUUCGUGUCGACGAAGACGAGCGUGCAGAUCCGCAGCCACGCCCAGAAGCACUUCCUCAAGGCCCAGAAGCUCGGCCUCGAGGAGUGUCUCCCGCCGCCGCUCCACCCUCGCCGCGCCGACCUCCUCCGCCACCAGCCACCGCAGGUCCACCCCGACGCCGACACUCUCCUGCCGAGCAUGGACUGGCCAUGCGCGUCGCCUGAGCCUCGUGUCCCGGACCUUCAACACGACAUCGACAUGCUGGUGCCAAACAUGGACUGGGCGUACACCUCGCCUGAAUCUUGCGUCCCGGACCUUCAACAGGACGCGCAAGCCGGGGCAUGGCCGGAUCACGGGAGCGCUUCCCUGGACGAAGAAACCAUCGAGCUCCCGUUGUCUCCCGACGACCUGCGCUUCGCCCAGGUCUACCGGUUCGUCGGCGACGUCUUCGCCUCCGACACGGCUGCCCUGGUGGAGGAGCAACUUCAGAGGCUGCAGCUGGACGGCGUGGACCCCCUCGUCCUAGACACGGUAAGCACUUCAGCUGCUGAGCUCCCGCGUUACCAUAUUCUACCAUCACCUUGCUGGUCCUGUGUGUUCGGCCUUAUCUAACUUGUCUUCUCUCGUGCUUGAUUUGAACAGAUCGUGCUGGUGCUAAGGAAUCUGGAAGCAAACCUGUGUGCUUAGUACUUGCCGAUGGCAUGGUUGUUUUCGAUCGCCCGAGAGGACUGUAUAUACUGACAGUAGUGGGGCUGAAGAGUUAACAUGUGAAAAAACAAUUUCAUAGGCAAUAGGUUCAUAGCUUCGUUGAAUUGGUUCAUUUUGCGUAGAAAACUAAUUCUUUGUGUAAAACGUUGGCCCAUGCUCUUGUAAAAAAGAAUCCGAAUUGGUGUGAACUAAAUGGUUUUCAGAAA
Molecule: messenger RNA, 1172 nt
Organism: Lolium rigidum
Lineage: Eukaryota; Viridiplantae; Streptophyta; Magnoliopsida; Poales; Poaceae
Product: protein REVEILLE 5-like
Exons: 2
Coding region: 97-870 (257 amino acids)
Molecular function (GO): DNA binding
Source: RefSeq, a predicted model, not a curated record